GCGGGGCGGCAGCUCGGCGGAGCUGCUCCGGCCACCUGCCCGCCCUCGGCCCGGGCUCGUUCCGCCCUCGGCUGGGAGAGGCGCGGACCCCAGAGCCGACAUGAACAAAGUGAGCAGCCCUACGUAACACACUGAUGGCAUUCUGUGCUGCAUCGGGAUCAGAAAGUCAAGAAGGUGUGAUGCCUAGGAACCUCGUGGAUUCUCCUGAAAUGGCAUCUGAAAUCUCUCCAGAACACACUCAUGGGAGCGUGGAAAGGGCUGGCAGCGUGGAGAAUCAUGGCAGCCAAGCUAGAUGCAGAAACCAUGCUUUGGAUGAUGAAAGUUUGAAAUAUUUAACUCAUGAAGAACAGGAUGUUCUCAUGUUCUUUGAAGAAACCAUAGAUGCCUUAGAAGAUGACUUGGAGGAGAUGGCCCUACGUGACAGUGGGAUCCACUGCCAGUCCCCAAGGUCAACAGAAGAAAAUUUAUCCAGUCAUUCAGAGGCUGAAGAUAUCAUUGACUUAGUGCAGUCAACACCUGAGAGCAGUGACCACGAAGGCUCUUCCAGCAAAGAUACAGAACCAGGUAUGUUGGAUGCCACUCGGCGAGCUGAGAGCCCUCAGCCAGCUGUACCUGCUGAGCUUCCCCCACACCCCCCUGCACCACCACCAGCCGUGUCUGAGACACUUCCUCUUCCUCCUCCACCCCCUCCUGCAGUGCAGCAUCCGAGGUUGCUCCGUUCCGUCCCCACUCCUCUCAUCAUGGCCCAGAAGAUCUGCGAGCAGCAGGUGGAGAGCCGGGCGCGCUUCCCCAAGGAAGGGAACCCCGACAGGAGGAAAGCCCUGCUAGCCAACGGUGAUCAUUGCACAGCACCCAAGCCCCCUCCUGCCCCCGCCCCCAAACUGCACCGCUUCCCAAGCAACAUCAACAUAACCAAUGUCAGUGGCAAGGAAUUCAGCGAGACCAUUUCCAAGGCAGCGGUUAACGUGCAGGAGCGGCGGGCUCAGGUGCUGGCCAACAUCAAUGGGGGAGCUCUUCUGGCAGCUGAACUGGAGGAGAAGCUGCACAAAAACGAUUUCUUGUCACGUAACAGAAGUUCUUCCUUACGGGAUCUCUCCUCUGAGCAAACACGCUAUGAGGCCCUGACAAAACUCGGCCUAGUUAAGGGAAAGCCGGCUCAGGACCAAGUGGACCAUGCCCCAAGCACUCAGCAGCUUGAUGUGCAGCCCAAGCAGCCAAAGGCUGUUACCAAUGGAUAUCAAAACAUCCAUGAAGUUUUAAAAAGUGAGCCCAGCCCUUUCCUUCCUAUGGGCAAAACUGUAACAAUCAAACCAGAGGUGGCUCUUGCCACUAACAAAGUCAGCAGCGCACAGCAGAGCACAGAAAAAAGUUGUAAUGAUUAUAAACAAGCUGGUGUAAGCCUGGACAUGAGGAGGAGGUCGGGUUCGCUGCCUAGACCUUCAGGAUUUCGAUCCCAAGGGAUAACGGUGAAGUUUUCCGGCCGUGGCUCGACUGAAGAAGCCAGGAGAGAGGCACUGCGGAAACUGGGACUGCUGAAAGAGACUGCAUAACUGGAUGGGAAUGUCGUGGCAGUGGGGGGAAAGUCAUAGCAUGGCUUUGUGCUAGAACAGUCCCAACAGGAGUGGGAUCAAGGAUUGGAAGAAAGAAGGGAAAGUUCCCUGCUUUAGGCAAGCCAGGAAGGUAUUAGACACUGUGGAACGGUCGCUUGUGUUUAUCCCAGAAGGACUGGCACCACGUAGGGGUUUGGUUCUCCUUCUACAGAGAUACUCAUCUGUUGCUCUUUGUGACUAGGAGGAAUUUUAUUUAAUUAAUGCUGGACUGUAGCAGGCAGCAUCUCGUUAAUGAAGUGUACAGUGCAGUAUUGUUGUACAUAGCAAACUGAACAGCAAAUCUUGCUUUUGCUCUUUCUGAAGCCAAAACAAAGAGCUCCAUCUGUCCUGCCCACAUGUCUGUGUGUCUGUCCAUGGGAGCUCGAGAUAAUGUCACAGCUGAAAUUUCUGACUCUGUGACAACCUUCUGUGACUUUUUGUUGUCUGUGUUACCUGGCUUGGCUUCUUUCCCUGCCAGCAGUGGAGUCUUCUGCUCUCUCACUCUGCCCUGGACUCAGAACUGUGCACAGGGUGGCUUCUGCUUCGACUUUCUCCUGGACAGAGCAGCCCAAGCUUAGAACGGGUGACUGCCUCACUCUGCUUCUGCACCUGUAGUCUCCCCUCCCUUCCCAGCCACCUGCUUCUCUGUCACACCUGAGCGACCCAAGUGUCCAGAGAAAAGCACCGGGAAAGCCUCAAGGAAAUGCACCGAGCACCGGCUUUCACACUGACAGCCAAAGAGUCUCCUGACAAUCUGUGACCCCAGCUGCUCUGUCCCAGGGAGGAUGUCACAGCAGAGCAGCCACAGGAACAAGUUAACUUUGUACCAAAAGAGAGACCCGUAUGUCAGAAGUCUUCUCUUUUACUUUGGGGUUCCUGGGAAGGAUCUGCUACUUUUU
Ficedula albicollis (Collared flycatcher) is the source of this 2488-nucleotide messenger RNA. It is a transcript of the gene PROSER2, whose product is annotated as proline and serine rich 2. The transcript is spliced from 4 exons. NCBI's taxonomy places the organism in Eukaryota, Metazoa, Chordata, Aves, Passeriformes, Muscicapidae. The coding region runs from base 135 to 1550 and encodes 471 amino acids. The record is from RefSeq and is a predicted model, not a curated record.